This is a messenger RNA of Daphnia pulicaria, 1869 nucleotides long. Its product is annotated as probable chitinase 10. Gene Ontology annotation, biological process: carbohydrate metabolic process; chitin catabolic process. The transcript is spliced from 5 exons. Bases 95 to 1735 code for a protein of 546 amino acids. Lineage: Eukaryota; Metazoa; Arthropoda; Branchiopoda; Diplostraca; Daphniidae. Gene Ontology annotation, cellular component: extracellular region. The record is from RefSeq and is a predicted model, not a curated record. Gene Ontology annotation, molecular function: chitin binding; chitinase activity.
GCUCAAAAUAAAGCUGGCGUAGAAAAGAAUUUAAAAGCCAUGCACAUCCCAGAGUUCGUCCGCAGUUCAAGCUCUACCCUUCACCGAAACGAGAAUGAAAAUGUUACUGCUGUCGCUGAUGGGCCUUUUGGCGUUCGGAUCAUAUCCAGGCAUUUACGCCCAAAGUUCCAGAAUGGUCUGCUACUUCCCCAACUGGUCGCGGUACCGUACAGGCGCCGGGCAGUACACCGUGGACAAUAUAAAUCCGAACUUGUGCACUCACAUAGUGUACGCUUUUGCUGUACUUGAUGGCACGACUUACAAAAUCAAAAUCUUCGAUGACUGGGCCGACAUCUCUCUGAAUGGCUUUCAAAAAGCUGUUGCACUCAAAACCCAAAAUCCCAAGUUGAAGGUGAUGAUUGCUCUGGGAGGUUGGAACGAUUCUAACGAUGGCACUGGCAAGUACUCGAAGCUUGUGUCCAGCACUGCAAACAUCAACACAUUCGUCACUUCGGCUGUGACUUUCCUACAACAAUUCAAAUUCGAUGGGUUGGAUUUGGAUUGGGAAUACCCAUCUACCGCAGCAGAUAAGACUGGGUUCAAGAAUUUGAUUGUAGCUCUUAGGAACGCCUUUCAGUCGUCGGGAUAUUUGCUGAGUGCUGCCGUUUCUGCUUCAGCCGCCUCUAUUGACGCAGGUUACGAUGUUGCUAGCAUGAAUCAGAAUUUAGAUUUCAUCAAUCUGAUGACGUACGACUUUCACGGAGCUGGUUGGGAGCCCAACGCGGCCGAUCAUCAUUCCCCUCUCCUCAAGCGUUCAGGAGAGACGACCAAUUUCAAUUCCGAUUUCGCAGUGACGUAUUGGAUUGGCAAAGGAAUGCCAGCCUCCAAAAUCAAUAUGGGAAUACCUUUAUACGGAAUGAGUUGGAAACUGACUUCCAGUACCAUCGCACCACCAGCUCCCGCUUCCGGUGUAGGGGCUGCUGGUCCCUUUACAUUAACCGCUGGCUUCUUGGCUUACUACGAAAUCUGCAGCGCUGUUCGAUCCAGCGGUUGGCAAGUUGUCCAAGACCCCACUAAAGCUAUUGGCCCCUAUGCUGUUUCACCGACAAGCCCGAAAACAUGGGUCGGAUACGACGAUCCAGCCAUGACCAUUGUCAAAUCGAAAUACAUUUUAUCAAAAGGAUUGGGCGGUGGAAUGGUGUGGGACAUUAGUUUAGACGACUUCCAGAAUACUUGCGGUGCUGGAGCAAAUCCUGUCAUAACAGCCAUUUACAGUACCCUGACAAAUGGUUCGGCAACCAUCAUUACCACAACAACGAGAGCCAGCACGCAGACUUCAAGUCCUACCCUUGCAACUAAAACGACAUCAAAAUCACCAGCAACGACAAAGCCCGUUUCAACCACAGCGAAGUUAACUUCAACAACAAAACCUGCCCCAACAGCAACAACAACAAAACCAACGUCGACGACACGAAAAUCAACUACAAGAGUGGCCUCAACAACAAAAAGUAUUACCUCAACGACAGCUAAACCCAUUACUGUUAAAACCAAACCCACAACAACUAAAUCUUCUGCUGGAGUUUUCUUUUGCCCAACUCCCAACGGACUGUUUCCAGAUCCUGCUUCCUGUUCCAAUUUCUACUCCUGCUCUAACGGGCAAGCGUUCAAGAUGGCAUGUGGUAGCGGGUUGUACUUCAAUCCGACUUUGCUGGUAUGCGACUGGCCUGCUAACGUGCAAUGCACCAUCAGUGGUUAAGUGAAAACAUUCUAUAUUCUUUUUCUUCUUUUUUUUUAAUUCCAUAAUUGGCUGGGAAAAGAAAAUAUUGGGGUUGAUUCUUGAUUGGAUUGAAAGAAUUAUUAAAUCAAUAAAACGAUAAGUUACUGACUACA